UAAAUCGCGCACAAGGCGUGUGAAGGAAUGUUGCAUCUUCACCUCCGUUUGCCUCCAGCUCGUGCAGGGUGCAAACCCGGCAGAUGGGGAAAGCCAUGUCUAUGUUUGUGGGGUUAAUACUGAGAGGGGGUGUGGUCUACUCUAGAUCAAUAACCGUCGGUCGGUAGUCUACUGGAAAAGGCUAAACAGAGUAGUAGCAGCAGAGACUGAGAUCCCUGGUCCAUGCUGGAUUGAUUUUUGAUGCUCUAUCUAGGCUUAGCUCAGACGCACUGUAGAGCUGCAGGAGGAUAUUGGCGACAUAUUUGUUGUGGAUCGGUACUCUGAAAGACUAAGUCCUGUAAUAACUGUUUGCGUUUGGUUUCAGACAAGACGUAGCAACAGUGGAUUUUCUCUUAUGAGUUGUGAAGGAAUAACAAUGAUCCAUUUACCCGGAGACUAUUUGUCCUGGAGCUCAAUUAACAAGUGAUAUGUCUCUAAUGGACGUGGAAUUAGGGGCCACAUUAACGAAAUAUCCUCUAUAUACGAGGGAAAAGACAGCCGUAUUGCAUUUGUGAGGUUGUCCUAUUUUCAAGAUUGGGGCUACCUCCCAUAACUGGGCUUUGUGUGUGAGAGACUGACGAGAGCAGUCCAUUGAAUUGCGCCGCCUGCACCUAAACACUGUCAUAGAGGUUCACGAGACAAGACCUGCCAAGAUCUGUAGGAGUGAUUCCAGAAGACUGUGUUGGAUCCUCCUCACUAUGAACACUGAGGAUCUGUAGGAGUGAUUCCAGAAGACUUUGUGGGAUUCUCCUAAUUAUGAACACUGAGGAGCUGAACUGCCACUAGCUCUGAUCAGACAGGAUGAAUGACAGACAGAGACAGAGAGGAGGGGUGCACACAGUGGAGGCAGAUGUCAUCUUCCACCACCCCAUCUGCUCGGACCUCCUCUCCUCCCCCUCGGAUGAGGAUGGGGGUGUCUGUUCCCUCCCAAGGAAGCAGGAGGUGAGCACUAAUGUUCCAGACCUGGGAUUCGUACUGGGCGACCAGGGACUCUGUCGACAGAGCACACCAGUUACAAAGGAGUACUUGUUGGAUGGUGGUACGGUGAUUGGGCAUCAUCACUUUGACCGUCCACAGGGUGAUGGAUCACACAUCUCAAAUACAGAUCAGUUUCACAUUACGGAUCCUUCUCAUCAAGCACAUACAUCUCACAUACCCAAGCUUGAUGCUGGUAGAGACCAGAACUGUACUCAUGGCAGAAACGGUAUCAGUGAGGAUAUGAAUGGAGCGAGGGAAAAAGUGCCCUGCAGUGUGGGUCCCUCUCUAUGCUUCAAGGGAGAGGCCAGAGAGGAAGCGGAAGGGUCUCUGUCCCUCUGUAGAGAGAGCAUAGUGAGGAGUCAGUGUCACAUCACAAACGUCACUGACUCCCGGGAGCAGGGGACCGCUGCGCCUGACACUCAUUGUAUCACCAUGGGCAACCAGCCAACCAUACAAGAGCUGGGGUGCUUGUUCAGCCACAACUCUCCCACAGAAUAUGACACAUUGUAUGGACAGUCGGGGCUUGAGUCGAACCAAGGACACAGGGGCAGUAGUGGCCAUGGUAAGGUCAGUAACAAAACGCCUAAAGAGGAGCCAGAUUUAGUGAUUGAAGUCGGUGGCCAGAAAAUAAGUGUUCACAAGUCUGUUCUGGCAGGGAAGAGUGACUAUUUCAAGGCUCGUCAGUCGAGAGACAUCCUGAAAGUGAAAGGGCUGAACUACAAGACCCUGACCAUCCUGAUAGACUAUAUCUACAGCUCUCAGAUGAAUGUGCACAAGGACAAUGUGGUAGAGGUGAUCACAGGAGCUAAGAUCUUACAGAUCCCAUGUGCCGUCCAGGCUGCUAUGGAUACCAUCUCAGAGCAGGUCACAGCAGAGAACUGUUAUGAGAUUCUAACUAUCGCCAAGAAGCAACGACUCAACGAACUGAAAGAGACGGCCUAUCGCUUCAUGAGUGACAACUUCCUCCAGAUCUUGCAGGACCCAGCGGUGUACGGGCGUCUGACGGGGUCGGAGAGGGAUCUGGUCCUGAAGAAGAGAAUGGAGGGGAAGAGGUCCCUGAUCGUCGCUGAGAUCAACGAUGUGUUUGACCGUGUCGGGAGCCGACCUCCGAGUCGGUGUAACAGUCGACCACAGAGCCCUCUGUCCGUGGCAUCCUUCGAGGAGAACCACAUGAUUUACUACUUCAACGAGGCAGCCAAUGACUGGAGACCUCUGAGUCUGAUGCCGGAGGACAUUAACACAAAGGGCUGUGGGAUCUGCACCAUGUACAACUACCUGUUUGUGGCCGGUGGGAUAAAGGGAUAUGGGGAUAAGGGCAAGGUCUCAGACAAGGUGUUCUGUUACAACCCCAUCACUAACCGCUGGAGCGAGGUUCGGCCGCUCAACCAGGCGCGGUCGCAGCUCAAGCUAGUGUCUAUGGAGGGUAACUUGUACGCCAUAGGAGGGGAGUGUUUGUUCACAGUAGAAAAAUACGACCCUCGGACUGAUAGAUGGACCACAGUGGCUCCCUUACCCAAAGGGGCAUUCGCUGUGGCCCAUGAAGCCACCACCUGUAAUGGAGAGCUCUACGUCUCUGGAGGGUCUCUGUUCUACCGUCUCCUAAAAUAUGACCCCAAGAGGGACGAGUGGCAGGAGUGCCCCUACAACAACAGCAGGAAAAAGUCAACCGACAUGGUGGCUCUGAAAAGCUUCAUCUACAGGUUUGACGUCAACCGUGACCAGGGGGUCACUGUGUUCAAGUACGACACCAUAGUGAAAAUGUGGCAUGACUGCGCAUCGCAGCGGCUGGGCAGUCCUAUGCCGUUCAGGUGUGCCAUCAUCGGAAACUGCAUCUAUUGUGUGAACAAGACUCAGACUCUGCAGUUUGUGGUGGAGGAGGACGGCUCUUACUUUGUAGAUGAACCACUCAAGCCACCACUGGAAGCUAAGGGCCUACUGUUCCCUUUCAUCCUCAGUCUGCCUGAGAAGACUGACAGAUUGAUGUGAUGUGACCAUGGAUCACUGAUGCUACGUUACAGAUGCCCAUCAAUGUAAUAUAGUGGUUCUUAAAUUAAGAUGAACAUUUUUCACCUUUAUUUUCCCCUGUCCAGUGUACCUGCUCGUAAUGGAAUGUGUUUCUUUGCAUGGCGAGUUAACAGGACAAGCCUUAACAAGGACUACGUUUACAUGUUGAAUGAGAGCAACCAGAAAUGCAUCUGACUCUACAUAAUGAGAUAAUGACACACAUAGUAGUUUUUGUUUGUUGUUGCAUUUCCCUGUAUUCAGUUUUGUAUUGUGUGCUUUUGCAAUUGCAGAUAGUUAGAAUAGAUAUUGUUUUGAAUAUUUUUUGCUGGCUGGUGGCUUUUAGCCAAAAAUCGAACCGCAGAGAUGGAAUAGUCUGAAUGAGGGGACAGUUGAAGUAUGUUCUAAGUGACUGACACAGCUGGCACGCACAGGUCCUAUACGCAAAUUACACAAGCGAACCCAUAAACAACACAAGGCCUGCUACGGCGGUGAUGUCUGCUCUAUGAAGGAACAGUGGGAGGUCUAUAACAUUCACACAGCCCCAAGGCCUGAUACCAGAACUGCCCUUGACAUUACUUCACAAGGCCAUUGACCAGCAGGAGCACAAUAAGCCACAUGUAUCUUCUACAAUAAUUAUAUUCUACUAUUAUAGAUCAUCAAUGAAUAAUGUUGAAGAGCACAAUGCAAUUACAUAUUAAUGCAUUACUACUGGGCACACACUGGUUGAAUCAACAGUGUUUCUACGUAAUUUCAAUUAAAUUACAUUGAACCAACGUGAAAUAGAUGUUGAAUUGACGUCUGUGCCCAGUGGGUUAGGUUCAAAACCAGUACCCACCUAUUUAUUCAAAACUACUACCCAACUAUUAAUUCAGAACCAUUAACCAGCCUUCCAGGUUGUGUCAAAGACAACACUCUACCCGCACAUACAGUUGAGUUUCAACACACUAGAAACAAGGUGAAUUAUUGCAGCAUAAGAAUGGUUCUGAUUCUGUGGAUCGGGUUAGGUGCCUGAGUUUGACUAAAACAGGCCCUAGGUGUGCACUGAUGUUUACAGAAUGCCGGAUUGAGUCAGCAUACUGUAGAUAUGAGGGAUGGUGCUCACUGCUUACUGCUCAUUCUUACGCUUCGAUUACACCGACAGCGUCAUUGCAUUUUGGUACACCAGAAUUACAUUCAUUUCCAAUGGAACCCUGCGUUUGCCUUGCAGCAUUGCAUUGCAGAGACAGUUGCAGUGCGUUCGGUGUGAUGUAUAUGUUGGAUUUAUCGAAUGUACGCGUCAAAUUGUAUGCGUAGGCGGUUUGACAGAAAUGAUAGCAGAAGAUGAAUUGUUGCACACGUAUCCAGAUGAUGCUGCGUACCAUUUAGCACAACAACGCUGUCGGUUUGAUCGAAGCGUACGGCCUCACAUUUGCCAAAGACAAAAGAGUCUGGUUUGAUACGACAUAUCAAACCCUUUCAGAUAUUUCACUGAAUAAAUAAAUAGUAAAUAUAUUUGGGUGAUAAUAUCCUAGAUCAAAAACAC
Molecule: messenger RNA, 4543 nt
Organism: Oncorhynchus masou masou (cherry salmon)
Lineage: Eukaryota; Metazoa; Chordata; Actinopteri; Salmoniformes; Salmonidae
Product: kelch repeat and BTB domain-containing protein 11
Exons: 2
Coding region: 841-3003 (720 amino acids)
Molecular function (GO): protein binding
Source: RefSeq, a predicted model, not a curated record